AUGGCGCCGCCGGCGGACGGCGCGAACGCGUCGUUCGACGGCCCUUCGUAUCACAUCCCGCAGCGAACGUUAGACCUGAGAUGCGACAGCGCGUACUUCCGCGUCCGGAUGGAGCUAUCCGGCGAGAGCGCCGCGGAGACGUCGUCGAGGCAGACGUUCCAGACCGCGGUGACGCACGCGCUCGUCCGCGCGCACGGCGUCGUCGGCGGGGCGAUACCCAUCGAGCAUCUCGGCUUCUUCGCGCCCGCGGCGGCGGCGACCGCGACCGCGACGACGACGUCGGGCGGGGAGGGAAUCAUCAAGUGCCACGUGGACGACGUGGACGUCCUCCGGAGCUCGCUGUCGCUGCUCACGGAGACGCACGAAGGGAGGGGGUGCAGGUUGAUCGUCGUCGACGUCGCGGAGACGCUCACGCGGAUAGCGAAGCCGACGACGAGUAGGACGGCGUUCGACGCGGGGUGA
Micromonas pusilla CCMP1545 is the source of this 462-nucleotide messenger RNA. RefSeq lists its product as uncharacterized. The record is from RefSeq and is a predicted model, not a curated record. Gene Ontology annotation, biological process: tRNA 5'-leader removal. The transcript has 2 exons. The coding region runs from base 1 to 462 and encodes 153 amino acids. Gene Ontology annotation, cellular component: ribonuclease P complex. NCBI's taxonomy places the organism in Eukaryota, Viridiplantae, Chlorophyta, Mamiellophyceae, Mamiellales, Mamiellaceae.